Molecule: messenger RNA, 1875 nt
Organism: Fusarium graminearum PH-1
Lineage: Eukaryota; Fungi; Ascomycota; Sordariomycetes; Hypocreales; Nectriaceae
Exons: 3
Coding region: 1-1875 (624 amino acids)
Source: RefSeq, a predicted model, not a curated record
AUGAGUGCUUACACAUAUAAACCAGUCUCCAAAUCCGAGAUCCGCCUCGUCUCUUUCAAGACGAGUGGAUCAGAUGGACAACAACUCGAAGCCAGCAUCAAGAACGUGGAACUCGAUCCAGAUCAUCCCAUCACAUACACAGCUUUGUCAUAUUGCUGGGGAAUUGCGGUUGAGCGAAUUGAGGUCCCUUGCGAUGGAGAGAUGCUCAGUAUCACAAGCUCCCUCCACGAGGCGCUGGUUGAGAUUACCAAGUCUCGUCAGAACGAGGCUCUGUGGAUCGAUCAGAUAUGCAUCAACCAGGAAGAUAUGGAUGAAAAGUCUGAGCAGGUUUCAAAGAUGAACAUGAUUUACGACAUUCUCGCUUGGCUAGGCCCAGCAGUAUACAACACAGAACUGGCCAUUGACUUUGUCAAAAAGGUCGGCGAUGUAGCACUCCCCACAGCAACAGACAUGUUCCGCUGGGACAGCUACGGCGAGGCUCACGAAGAGACCAAGCUUGAGCGCACCGAGGAAUUGACCAAUGAGCAAUCUGGAGAACUGGGUCUUCCUUUCGAUGACGAUAACUCGUGGACUGCUUUCGUCGACUUCUUUGACAGACCUUGGUAUCAACGUAUGUGGACAGUCCAAGAGAUCAUCCAAGCCCGCAAGGCAAUCGUACAAUGUGGACCACACAGUCUUCCAUGGGAGCAUGUCAGCGCUGCUGCAAGAUGGUACAUCUACAAGGCCGGGGCCAUUCGACAGGAUUACCCACGAGAAGUCGACGGGGCUCGUCUGGUAACGCAAAUGACUACCAUCGCGUGGCGUACGAAGAUGGGCAGCGAGUACUACCGCGAGCUGUUCAAUCAAGAGGCACGCCCGUCGUGUCGAUGGGGCAUGCGCGAUCUUCUAGAAAAUCUACGACCUCGUCUCGCGACAGACCCUCGAGACAAGGUGUUUGCACUGUUGGGCAUCAGCGACAUCGAUCGUGAGCUCUGGGACGACAGGGGCAUGACGGUCAAUUACUCCAAGUCUGUCGAGGAUGUCUUUACACAAGCGACAGACGAAAUCAUCAAGUCAGACACUUCAGACCUUAACGUCAUUUGGUCUGCGCGACAACGAAACGAUGAGGCUGAAUGGCCGAGUUGGGUUCCUGACUGGAGACUAGAGACAGGGACGGGAUGCGCAUGGGGCAUCGGUGCGCCUUUAAAAACAAAGGGCAAACCUAAUGGGGAACAUGUUUAUAUCCCUACGACGGAACCUCGUUCGUUGGCAGUAAAAGGUAAAGUUAUCGGUCGAGUGACAUACAAGAACGAGUAUCGACAUUUCGGUGAACUCUUCAGAGACAGCCACCUUCGGGAAGUCUAUAACGCCUGCAUGGAACGGUUAUCCGUUUAUCCCACCGGCGAAGACGUUAAGACUGCCUUUGGACUAACCUUGAUCGGCGGCCUCCCAUUCCCUGCAACUCUACAGAAGAAAGAGACAUCAGUAGAAACAUACGCGGCAAUGUACAUGCAGUUCUACGAUAAUACGCAAAUGCCAAUGGGAACUGCCGAAGAAAAGGCAAAGCGAGAUGAGGCGCUUGCAGAAACGUAUAAAGUUGGGCUAGACAUGACGUGGUUGCAAGCAGUUCUGGCUGCGUAUUGCGAGCGGCGAUUUAUUGUGACCGACAGUGGACACAUGGGGCUGGCGCAUCACCAAGUCUUGGAAGGGGACGUUAUUGCUGUGGUGAUGGGUCUCGAAUGGCCGUGCGUUUUACGACCGAAAAGCAAUGGCGAAAAGCACGAUCAAGGGUACGAGUUUAUCGGGGACGCGUACUGUCACGGUGUGAUGAAUGGAGAGGCCAUGGAGGGGAUCAUCAGUGGAAACGACGAGGGACAGGUCUUCACUCUGAGGUAG